AUGGUUGUAUACGAGCAAUAUAAACAAGGAACCAAUGGACGUUAUGUGACUUUUAUAGAUUGCCUCCUCGAUUCCCCAAAGGAUGUCAAAAUACUUCGUGAUUGUGGAGUUAUUGAUAACGGCUUGGGUGAUGAUAGAGCCGUCUCUAACAUGUUCAUCAAAAUGACUAAUCGUGUCAAC
Molecule: messenger RNA, 180 nt
Organism: Ilex paraguariensis (yerba mate)
Lineage: Eukaryota; Viridiplantae; Streptophyta; Magnoliopsida; Aquifoliales; Aquifoliaceae
Source: the annotation of a GenBank genome assembly